Messenger RNA from Truncatella angustata, 489 nucleotides. RefSeq names its product Nitroreductase-like protein. The annotation marks the transcript as partial. Gene Ontology annotation, molecular function: oxidoreductase activity. The transcript has a single exon. Lineage: Eukaryota; Fungi; Ascomycota; Sordariomycetes; Amphisphaeriales; Sporocadaceae. The record is from RefSeq and is a predicted model, not a curated record.
AUAACGUUGCAAGAGGCCAUUGCUGCACGCCACUCAUCGCGCGUCUUUCUCCCCAAGCCCGUCCCGCGCUGCGUCCUCGACGAGGCACUGGAUCUUGCGAGGUACGGCCCGUCCAACACCAAUAUUCAGCCUUGGCGGCUCUUUGUUUUGACAGGAUAUCCCCUCAAGAAGCUCAAGGCGGCCGUUCUCGCAGCCGCCAGCGCGACCGACGAGCCUUUACGUGCCAUCCCGCCGCUGCCGGCCCAUUUGGAACCCUUGCGCAAGGCUUUCGGCGCGCAGGUCUACGGCACAGGCUUUGGCGUAGAGUGGAACGAUAAGAUCAGUCGACGGGCGGCGGUGCUGCGCAUGUUUGGGUUCUUCGAUGCGCCGGUUGCCGCAGUGGUGUGUGUAGACGAGGAGCUCGGCCGACCCGACGCUCUGAGUGUCGGCAUGUACCUACAGACGCUGCUAUUAGCGUUGACGGCACGGGGGGUCGGACUCAGCUGCAGA